Anoplophora glabripennis (Asian longhorned beetle) is the source of this 1727-nucleotide messenger RNA. RefSeq lists its product as uncharacterized. The transcript is spliced from 4 exons. The record is from RefSeq and is a predicted model, not a curated record. NCBI's taxonomy places the organism in Eukaryota, Metazoa, Arthropoda, Insecta, Coleoptera, Cerambycidae. Bases 161 to 1540 code for a protein of 459 amino acids.
AAACUGGCUUGUAGUUUAUAAAAUCAAUGGUUCUGGAAACGACCUUUUAUUUUUAUAAACAUUAUGCAUGUUUUGCUUUAAAUUCUCUACAGAAGCAUAUUAUUUUUAAGUAGGUAAUAUAUUAUAGGGAUACUUACUUUUUAGUAUAACUGAAUAAACAAUGAUACGGUGUAAAAUUUGUUUAGCUACGUUCUCUAAACAAUCCAAUUUAAGAAGGCAUGCAAAAAAAUUUCAUUCUGAUGAACUUGAAGAAGUCGCUCCGGUUAAAAAAUACAGCAGUGUUGAAAUAUGCACUCAAUGUGGUAAAUCAUUUAGCAAAUACUCAAAUUUAGUACAACAUAUCAAAAAAUUUCAUUAUGAUAAAAAAAAUGACCUAAUUGUGCCCAAAGUGUAUAACUAUAAAUGUGAUCAUGAUGGAUGCAAUAAACAAUUUACGUAUUUGAGGCAUUUUCAGAGUCAUAAAAAAAUUCAUGCAGAAAUAGAUAGUAAUAGUAAAAAAUUUAAAUUAAAAUGUCCUCUCUGCGAUUACGAGAACUCCUCAAAGUUACAGUUAAUCUCUCAUUAUCACUGUGUUCAUGACAUAAUCUGUAAUUCUUAUACUAAGGAAUUCAACAACUUGGAUGAGUUUCAUGAAUGGAAAAGCUUGUUCGAAAUGGAAACUAAUUCAUGUUUCGUUAGUCAACAUGGUACAUAUGUCUCAGACACUUAUACAAAAACGGUGUAUGUAUGUCACAGGACGGGCUAUUAUAAGAAAAAGGGUAAUAAUUUACGACAUUUAAAAGGACAAGGAUCUAAUAAGAUCAAUGGAUAUUGCCCAGCAGAAAUGUCUCUAAAGUUUUUUAAAAGCAAUAACACGUGUGAAGUUAAAUAUCUAAUCACACACGUUGGCCAUGUUAAUGAUUUGGAACAUUUAAGUUUAACAAAGCUUGAGAGGCAACAAUUAGCAGAAAAAAUUGCAGCACGUGUGCCUUUUUCUUAUAUAUUAAAUGACACAAGAGAUUCCAUAUGCAAUGAUCUUAAAAGGAUUCAUUUACUUACUAAAAAAGAUCUAUAUAAUAUUCAACAGAUUUAUAAUUUAAACAAAGAUACAGCAAAACAUGAAAAUGAUGCUGCCAGCAUCAAUUUAUGGAGAAUAGGAGAUUCUGUUUCUUUAGAUGCGCCUGGUGUAGAGUCCCACAAUUUAACAAUAAAUGAAGAGGAAGGGUUGAAAACUAAUGAUGAGGUGAAAAUUGUAGAGGUUUUUAGUCAAAUUAAUUCAGAAAAUUAUAUUAAUAUUGAGGGACAUUUUAAGGUUGAGAAGGAAAAGGUAAUGAAACAGUUUAUGAAAAUUAUGAGCAAAGUCACUUCUUCCGAAGAUCUCCAAAUUGUUAAACGAGCUAUUACUCCGAUAUCGGCCAUUUUAACAGUAGAUGGGAGAACAUCAGCCUCUUUAGUUGGAAAAUAUAAAGUUGCAAAUAACAAAAAGAUUCAUAAGCAAAGAUGUAUAUCUUCCACCAAGAAAAAAGCAUGCAGUUCAAAAAUUCAAGCUUUCCAAACUUAAUACUAAGGAAGCGAAUAUUAUUGAAUCACUUGUCACAAUUUAAACCGAAUUCAUUCCCAAAUAUAUUUUAAAUAAGAUAAAAUGUAUAAAGCGAGAAUUACUACUACAUACAAAUUGUGUAAAUUUCCAAAACAGAGAUUUAAAAUUAUGUUCUUAUUUGUGUUAUAAUAAAAUGAGUUGUCUUUUA